UCAAAAAUGGAUUUGUCUCUAAUAAAAAUUAUUGAAACUUUAAAUGUUGACGCCGUUCAGGAUUCAAUUACUUCAUUAAAAGAUAAAGGAACAGAUUUGGAACGUAUAAAAUCAUCAAUUGAACGUGUUUUGCGUACUAAAGCUUUGGAAUUUGGACGUUCAGAUAUUCCUGUUGCAGAUGUUGAAGCUUUUGUAAAAUUUGUUAUUGGAUUGGCAGAAAAGGAUAUCGGAGUUUCUAAAGAAAAUGAUAAAGACAAUAAAAUUUGCACAAAAACGUUAACAAUUCAAAUACUUCAAGACAUUUUUGAUGUUUCUACAACUCAACGAUGUGAACAACUUUUUGGAAUUAUUGAAAAUAAUAUUCAUAUUUGGAAAACGCCAUUCUUCUUUUCUUCAUGCAAAAAUAUGAUUUUACGUCUAUGCAAUGAUUUACUUAAACGACUUUCUCGUUUUAUUGAUACAACAUUUUGUGGACGUAUUUUAAUACUUUUGGCUAAAUCUUUACCUUUAAAUGAAAAAUCUGGAUUAAAUUUGCCUGGACAUUUUAAUACACAAAAUGUUACUGUUUUUGAUAGAGAAAAGAAAGAUCAACAUCCACAACACGAAGAAAACGAACAACGUAUGGAAGAAGGACCAGAAGAGCCUCCACAACUUCCAUCAGUUUCUUCAACUGCUGGAGGAGUAGAUGAUGAUAUAGAAGUUGGGGAAAUUAGAGAUCAUCGAGAUUCAUUUGGAGGAACAAUUCCAAUGGAUUAUAAUUUGUAUUUCAAUUUUUGGGAUUUGCAAAGAUUUUUUUCUAAUCCAAAUUUGUUGUUUGAAAAUGAUAAUUUUACAAAAUUGGAAAAUGAAUGUUCUGGUGAUGUUGGUUCUCCCCAACAUGGAAAAGUUUAUAAUGAUUUCAACAACAAACAUGAGAAUUCAAUGGAAAUAGAUUAUGAUUGUGAUAAUAAAAAUGAUAUUAAAAUGAUUAAUUUGGACGACAAAAAUUCUGAAAAUUCCUUCAAAAAUAAUUCAAAUAUUGGGCAACGUUUAAAUGUUGAUUUAUCUGAACGGACAUUUUGUGCUAAAUAUUUGACUAGUGAAAAGUUAUUUCCUUUUCAAAUGUCCGAUUCACAAUUUCGACGUUAUUUUCUUCUUCAAUUUUUAAUUAUUAGCAAUUAUUUGGCUUCUAGAACGAGACCAAAAGAGUUUGGAAUUUUAGCGCUAGAAUUGAAUUCAACUCAAGAAGAAACAUUACAAGGUUUAAUGGAUAAAUGUUAUAAUCUGUUGAGGGAGACUUAUCCAAAUGGAUCUCGUUUUGCUUCUUCUGUUAAGAAAUUAUUACUUCGAGAAAAGCAAUGGUGUUCUUGGAAAGCUGAUGGUUUUCCUGAUUUGUUUAAUAAUACCAACAUACAAUCCUCCUCUUCAAGUGAUGAUAUUAAAUUUGAAAGAAAACAAAUUUCUACGCGUUAUGUCGCUAAUUCUAUUGAUCUUGGAAAUUCUGAAUUAACACGUUUAUGGACAAUAGAAAAGGAUAAUUUAACGGCUUGCAAAAAUGUUAAACGUAAUUGUAUUCCAAAUUUGAAAGGUUUUUUGGAAGAAGCAUUGGAUGAAUUGGAUCCAGAACAACAAGUAGAAGAAAAAUAUCAGUCUGUAAAUGAUGAACAUUAUCAAUGGAUGGCUAGUAGAUUUUUAUUAAUGAAUAGUGAUCAACAUAUAAAUCAUGCUUCACAAGACGCCAAUAUGAAAAUGUUUGAAAAACCUUCAGAAAAGGAUGCUAUAGCUGUUUUUCUAAGAAGAUCUAUACAAGUAGCUGCAGAAAAUGUUCCGGAAUUAAAAUCAAGAGCUCAACAAAUUCAAGCAUCAAUAGAAAAAAUUAAAAAACAAGAAAAUGACCGAUUGGAAGAACAAGCUAGAGCUGCAAAAGAAUUGGAGAUAGCUAAAGCAAAAGAAUUGGAAUUGGCAAAAGUAAGGGAAAUGGAAUUGAGAUUGAAAGAAGAAAAAAUUAAAAUACAAGAGAAGGAACAACAACGAGCUUUGCAAGAAGAUUUGUCAACUCGAAGUAUUUCAAAAUCUAAUAAUAAUAAUAGUAAGGAGGGGGAACGAAGAGGAGGAGGAGGAAAAGAUAAAACAACAACAACAACAACAAAAAAUGAAUUGGAACAACAAAGACGAGGAAGAGAAGAAGAAAGAAGAAGGAAAAGAAGAGGUGGAGGAGGAAAUGAAGUAAGCAGUGGAGGAAGAGGAAGUGAAGGUGGUGGAAGAGGAGGAAAAGAAGAUGAAGCAAAGAAAAGAAGGAGUGAAGAAAAACGAAGAAGCAACAUUGAAUCAAGUAAAUUAUAA
Molecule: messenger RNA, 2322 nt
Organism: Meloidogyne enterolobii
Lineage: Eukaryota; Metazoa; Nematoda; Chromadorea; Rhabditida; Meloidogynidae
Source: the annotation of a GenBank genome assembly